CUUUAAGGAGGUCUGGAUCACAUUUAAAACACAUGUUCCUGCUCUCCGUCUGAGCGCUCCAGGAGGAAGGACACCGGUAGGGGAUUUAACGGGCAGGGGACCUGACCACUUGACAGAUCAACAUUUAAAAGGAAGAAUUGGAACAUAAACUUGAGGCUUUGUGAAACUGAAACGGGGGAAGAGAAGACUGGCUUUGGGAAAUUUAUCUUGCAGAUAUUGUAACGACUGAAAUCACAAAACCACAGAGGAGUUUCUUCAGAUCCACUACCUACAGUCCAAUAAACAUCGCACGGGCCUCUAAUCCAUCUGGACAACAGAAAUCACACAGGAAAAAAAAAGUUGACCUCUUUAUUUUCUGUGGUAAUUUCAGGCUUCUGACUUUUAGUAACCUCGUUAUUCAACCGGACACCUCUGCUGGUUCUGCAUCAAAGCUUGAGGAGGAAGAGGUGUGUGUUUUAAAGCCCCUUCUCCAUUUGGCUCGCGGGUGUCUGGGUUGCCGUGACAGGUUGCGUCUGGCUCAGACACACACACACGCACACACACGCACACUCUUUUCUGUACAGCUGGAAGAUCAAGAGUUUGUGUUGCACCUCUCUGCUCUGAGAGGACUGAGUGUGUGUGGUCUGAAGGACUCAGCUGCUCUGACUGCUCUGGAGCUGCACUGAAAGAAGAAGAAGUCACACGCUUUCAUCCAGUUUCCCAGAGCGAGGGAGUGCUGAUGAAGAUGAAAGGGACUCUGUGCAAACUUUCUUGCUUGAUGACUCUGGUGGUGGAGCUCAGCUGGAUAGGCGUGGGCCACGGCGUGCACAGGGAGGAAGGAAGUAAGGUAAUGAAGCAAUGGGAAAGGAAGGUGCGGUCCUCGUCCAGCCUGGACGAGCUGCUGAGACUCGCUGACUUUCCCGACUGGAAGCUGUGGAAGUGUCGCUUGAGCUUUCAGCAGCCCGAGACCCAAACAGAGACCUUCUCAUCCGCACCUUUGAUGGGGUCGCACCGCUCCACACGCUACGCUGCUGAGUCUUACAGCCUGGAGAUACUCAAAGCCAUCGAUGAAGAGUGGCAGCGGACUCAGUGCAUGCCCAGGGAGACGUGUGUGGAUGUGGCCAAAGAGCUGGGAACCGAUCCGUCCAUGUUCUUCAAGCCGCCCUGCGUGUCGGUGCACAGGUGCAGCGGCUGCUGCAAUCAGGAGGGCGUCACCUGCAGAAACACGACGACUGUAUUCGUGAACAAAACUGUCCUCAGUGUGAUCCCAUUCAAGUUUGUGCCGGAGCCUGUGCUGAUUAAAGUAGCAAACCACACAGAGUGCAAGUGCAUGGAGCCGGCAAUAAUCCGGCGUAAUGCUCAGCCUCACAGGAGCGCCGGCUGCUCUCCGAUGGACAUGAUGUCUGAGGCGGAGGACUCCAGGAGACUUUGUGCGAGAGGGUUGAUCUGGGAUUGUUCGGCAGACAGAUGCAUUCCGUACCCCUCCAGUUCUCCAGAGCUUCCCCUCAGCACGUGGAUGCCGGACUGCGAGAUAGAUGUGGAGCGCUGUGACUGCCUCCCCAGGCCUGAGCCCACUCUCCAGCAAAGGCCGGCCCAUCGCUGUCACCUCAACUCCUCCAUCUGUGGCCACCGACACCAACACUUCGACCAGACCUCGUGCAGAUGCAGAUGGCCCAAGUAGGAGACACUGGUCAGAUUCCUUAUGACAACCUGUACGCCAAGGAUGUUUGGAGGCAGAGACAAGAAGGCCCAUAAUUUAUUUACAGUUCUAUUUAUGCUGAUCACUUUAACUAAUGGUACUACUAUGAUGGUAUUAACUCACAUGACCAUGUUAAUUGAUUUUUUUAACAUGCUUACCUACGUUUCAAUCAAUGUCUGAAGUGUAUAAUUUGUACAUUUUUGUUCUUUGUGCACUGAACUUGUAGUUUAUAA
This is a messenger RNA of Salarias fasciatus (jewelled blenny), 1911 nucleotides long. RefSeq names its product vascular endothelial growth factor D (gene vegfd). Gene Ontology annotation, molecular function: chemoattractant activity; growth factor activity; vascular endothelial growth factor receptor binding. Lineage: Eukaryota; Metazoa; Chordata; Actinopteri; Blenniiformes; Blenniidae. The record is from RefSeq and is a predicted model, not a curated record. The transcript has 8 exons. The coding region runs from base 719 to 1660 and encodes 313 amino acids. Gene Ontology annotation, cellular component: membrane. Gene Ontology annotation, biological process: response to hypoxia; induction of positive chemotaxis; vascular endothelial growth factor signaling pathway.